UUAUAGAAUUUUUCGGUUUGGUCUGGAUUAGUCACAGAACUGGCAUCAGCCUUCUAAUUGUGAAGGCUGUCCAAACGUACAGUUUGUUUCCUCUGCUAGAGGAAGUUCCAUCCUGAGCAGCAGCUCAGCUCUCUGGUAAAGUGUGACAUGUGAGCAUUACUGGGCAUCUCAUCUGGCGGGUCUGCGGUCGUUGCUCUUCAGGCAGUUGCUCACUUGGAAUGCUUCCGUGGGGCCAACACUGAGGUUCAACGGUUGUUUCGUAAGGAUCUAUUCAGUGGGGAUGUCGGUGACAUUUCUGCAAGAUUAUCUGAGGAAAACGAAGGCAUCUGAAAUCUACCGACAAGAAUAAUUGUAGCGGUUUUCUCAGUGGAAAGAGACUGUUGGCACAGAGGCAGACGAUUGAAUAAAGUAGUUGGCUCAAAGAAGAUGCGCGGUCUGCUGUUUUUACUCUGAAUGAAGACCAUUUAAUGGAAGCUGCAUUCGUGUGGAGAUCAGAGGAAACACUAGAAUGAUAAACUACUAGGUUUUGGUUUUGGUUUUGGUCUUUAAAGAAAAACCUGAAGCAGUAAUUUGAGCUCAGAUGCCCUUGAGUUCCUCCUGCAGGCUGUGUGUCCUGCUCGGAUCCUCCUCUGACACCAUUUCUGUCCGGUGCCGGUGCCCUGUGCUGGAGCAGCAGCCACAGACAGCUGCCUGAUGGAGAAGGAGUAACGACUCUGCCUUUCUCGUGCUACCGAUGGGAAUAAAGCGAUCUGUGUUUCUUCUGUUAUAUGGAAAAUUUGGAUUAAUCAAGCAGUGUUCCAGUACCAAGAGCCCUAUUGUCUCUUGUGGUCUGACUCAUCGCAUGUAAAUGUACUGCAGCUUUGCUAUUAAUGCAGAGUGGGGGGUUGUUUUGUUUUUGUAUUUUUUUUUCCAUUUCCCAAGCACUGAAAGAAUUGUCAACCUCUAAUGUUCGUUUUGUGAAUUUGUGAAUUCUAGGUUUGGUUUUUGGCUUUUUCUUUUCUUUUUUUUUUCUUUUGUUGUUGUUUUUUAUUUAGUUCUCUGGAUAGUACUAAAUCAGUGAAGCUGAGGAAAUGAAGACAAAUCAAAAGCGGGAUUAGUGAGAUUUUAUUUUUAAUUUUCAAUUGUAAGCAAGCCAGCUCCUGGUAACUGUAUGACCUUGCAGGCAGGAGUGGGUCUGCUGUGACCAUCUCGGUCACAGCAGUUGCUUCUCAUUUGAUUCCUCGUUGUAUGCUGUUGUAUCAGCAAGCCAGUGGUCACUCUGCGCAAGUGGGUUUCAGAGCUAGAGCAGUAUGACUGUCUGGGCAGGGAGAAAUGCUGAGGGAGCCUGUUCCAGACUCAGCUUUAGUCAUUAGCAUAUUGGUGUCAGACGUCUCAGUGACAUAACGUAGUGCAAGAUUAAUCGAAUUCGGUUGUUUUUAGGAUUUCAUGAGCUUUUGUAGGCAUAAUUUUCAACUUCAGUUUUCCUGACAGUGCUUACUAACUUUAAACAUCCAGCUCUGCUCUGCAGAGAAUGUUUGUAAGUGUUACACAGAAGAGGAGGAACACUGCUUGUGCUCUGCCAGCUGUGACUUUCAUCACACAGCUUGGAAGUCAGUGCUUUCACAGACCCAAUGAGUCGAGUCUGUAUUGUUGUUUUGGAGGAGGUAGAAGAUGAAUCUCCUACGUUCAUUUCUAAAUUGCCGCAGGAAAAUAAAUCACUACAUCCUCCACCUGGAAAUGUAUUGGUAAGAUAUGAGAGUUUAUAUCCAUCACUGGUGCAAGCUAUAUUCAAUGGAGAUCCUGAUGAAGUUCGAGCACUAAUAUUUAAGAAAGAAGAUGUUAACUUUCAGGACAGUGAAAAGAGAACCCCAUUGCAUGCUGCUGCCUAUCUUGGAGAUGCAGAAAUCAUUGAACUGCUUAUUUUAUCUGGAGCUAGAGUAAAUGCCAAAGACAGCAAAUGGUUGACACCUUUACACAGAGCAGUUGCAUCUUGUAGUGAGGAAGCAGUUCAGGUACUUCUGAAGCAUUCUGCAGAUGUGAAUGCACGAGACAAAAAUUGGCAAACCCCUUUACACAUCGCGGCUGCAAAUAAAGCCGUCAAGUGUGCUGAAGCGCUGGUCCCGCUCCUGAGUAAUGUGAACGUGUCCGACCGAGCCGGGAGAACUGCCUUACACCAUGCAGCUUUCAGCGGACACGGGGAGAUGGUCAAAUUACUCUUAUCAAGAGGUGCCAAUAUUAAUGCUUUUGACAAAAAAGAUAGGCGUGCUAUACACUGGGCAGCAUAUAUGGGUCACAUUGAUGUAGUGAAAUUACUUGUGGCACAUGGAGCUGAAGUGACAUGCAAAGAUAAGAAAUCUUACACACCUCUUCAUGCAGCAGCCUCUAGUGGGAUGAUCAGCGUAGUCAAAUACCUUCUAGAUCUUGGAGUUGAUAUGAAUGAACCAAAUGCCUAUGGAAAUACACCUCUUCAUGUAGCCUGCUAUAAUGGACAGGAUGUUGUAGUAAAUGAACUCAUAGACUGUGGUGCUAACGUAAAUCAAAAGAAUGAAAAAGGGUUUACUCCCUUGCACUUCGCUGCUGCUUCAACACAUGGAGCACUGUGUCUAGAGCUUCUGGUGGGCAAUGGUGCCGAUGUCAAUAUGAAGAGUAAAGAUGGAAAAACCCCUCUGCACAUGACUGCCCUCCACGGUAGAUUCUCCAGGUCACAGACCAUUAUCCAGAGUGGCGCUGUGAUCGACUGUGAGGAUAAGAACGGAAACACCCCUUUGCACAUAGCGGCACGCUACGGCCACGAGCUGCUCAUCAACACUCUGAUCACAAGUGGUGCUGACACGGCAAAGCGUGGCAUCCAUGGAAUGUUCCCCCUCCAUUUGGCAGCCUUAAGUGGUUUUUCAGAUUGCUGCAGGAAGCUUCUUUCUUCAGGAUUUGAUAUAGAUACUCCAGAUGAUUUUGGCAGGACCUGUCUACAUGCAGCUGCAGCUGGAGGGAAUUUGGAGUGCCUAAACCUUCUGCUGAAUACUGGUGCAGACUUCAACAAAAAGGACAAAUUUGGGAGGUCUCCACUGCACUACGCAGCUGCCAACUGCAAUUACCAGUGCCUGUUUGCUCUUGUGGGGUCAGGGGCAAGUGUGAAUGACCUGGAUGAGAGAGGCUGCACGCCCCUGCACUAUGCAGCGACAUCAGACACAGAUGGCAAGUGCCUGGAAUAUUUACUAAGAAAUGAUGCCAAUCCAGGGAUCCGGGACAAGCAAGGCUACAAUGCGGUUCAUUAUUCAGCUGCUUAUGGUCACCGUCUAUGUCUUCAACUGAUUGCAAGUGAAACUCCGUUAGAUGUUCUAAUGGAAACCUCGGGGACAGAUAUGCUAAGUGAUUUGGAUAAUAGAGCAACAAUAAGCCCUUUACACUUGGCUGCCUAUCAUGGUCACCACCAAGCACUGGAGGUACUAGUGCAAUCUUUAUUAGAUCUUGAUGUGAGGAACAGUAGUGGAAGAACGCCGUUAGAUCUGGCAGCCUUUAAGGGCCAUGUGGAGUGUGUGGAUGUGCUCAUUAAUCAGGGAGCUUCAAUCUUAGUGAAAGACUACAUUUUGAAGAGAACACCUAUACAUGCAGCAGCAACAAAUGGUCAUUCAGAAUGCUUACGGCUGUUAAUAGGAAAUGCAGAACCACAGAAUGCUGUAGAUAUUCAAGAUGGAAAUGGACAGACCCCUUUGAUGCUGUCUGUUCUCAAUGGGCACACGGACUGUGUCUACUCACUGCUGAACAAAGGAGCCAGUGUGGAUGCCAAAGACAAGUGGGGAAGGACCGCACUGCACAGAGGGGCAGUUACAGGCCAUGAAGAAUGUGUAGAUGCAUUACUUCAACACGGUGCUAAGUGCUUGCUUCGUGAUAGCAGAGGUCGAACACCUGUGCACCUGUCAGCUGCCUGUGGACACAUUGGAGUUCUUGGAGCCCUCUUGCAGGCAGCAGCCUCAACGGAUGCAAAUCCAGCCCUAGCAGACAAUCACGGAUAUACAGCACUUCACUGGGCCUGCUACAACGGUCAUGAGACAUGUGUAGAACUUCUGUUAGAACAGGAAGUUUUCCAGAAAACAGAAGGCAAUGCUUUCAGUCCGUUGCAUUGUGCUGUGAUCAAUGACAAUGAAGGCGCUGCUGAGAUGUUGAUUGAUACGUUAGGAGCCAGCAUCGUGAACGCUACUGAUUCCAGAGGAAGAACUCCUCUGCAUGCAGCUGCCUUCACAGACCACGUUGAGUGUUUACAGCUCCUGCUGAGCCACAACGCUCAGGUCAAUUCUGUGGACUCCUCUGGGAAAACGCCUCUUAUGAUGGCUGCAGAAAACGGGCAGACAAACACCGUCGAGAUGCUGGUGAGCAGUGCUAGUGCAGAUCUGACUCUCCACGAUCACAGUAAAAACACCGCCCUCCAUUUGGCUUGCAGCAAGGGUCAUGAAACUAGUGCCUUGUUAAUAUUGGAAAAGAUAACAGAUAGAAACCUCAUCAAUGCAACCAACGCAGCCUUGCAAACACCUCUGCAUGUUGCUGCCCGGAAUGGGCUAACAACGGUGGUUCAGGAGCUUCUGGGGAAAGGAGCAAGUGUGCUUGCAGUCGAUGAAAACGGUUACACCCCAGCGUUGGCCUGUGCUCCCAACAAGGAUGUGGCUGAUUGCUUGGCUCUCAUUUUGGCCACAAUGAUGCCUGUCUCUUCAAGUAGCCCUUUAUCAUCAUUCAAUGCCAUUACCCGUUACACAAACGCCUCAAAAACUGUCAGCUUUGAAGCUUUGCCCAGUCUGAGGAAUGACUCUAGCUCCUACUGUGGUUUUAACAACAUUGCUGGGGAACAGGAGUACCUGUACACAGAUGUGGAUGAGCUCAAUGACUCCGAUUCUGAAACCUACUGAGAGGCCGAGCCCGAGGGCAGGGGUUCCGACACUAAAGCCUCAAACUGAGCUUCUCAUUCACGUACAAAAUCAACCCAAGAAGCAGGAUCGUGCAGUGAGUGAGUGGAAGAGAUGCGAUGGCACUAGGAAGAAGAAUUUUCAAGGCAAGUUUUACAAAAGGAACUUCUAAAAUAUUGACAUAGAGUUGACCAGAUAAAAGCAUAUUGAUGUCAGAUUGCGUUAUGGAAUUGUUUAAUUCAGUCUUGCAGUGCCAGAAGUAAAUUGGGACACUGUGCCGUCCUAACCUUGCUACACAAGCCAACACUAUUUCAAAAGAGUAAGGACACUAGAGUUCAAUUUUACCAACAAAAUUACAGCUAAACUUAAAGGCAAUAAAAGUUUGAUGUAGUAGGCAUUGUGUGCACAGCAAAUUGCCAAAGGACCAAAUCAUUUAAAGGUUCUUUCACUAGAAUGCCAUUCUGUGGAAACUGGGGUAGGUGAAGUAAGAGACAUUAUGUAAACUUUGAUAUUUCUGAAAAUGAAGCUGAGAUUUGAUUUUAAAUGUUGAUUUUUUUUUUAAACAAAAGCAUCUGAAAGCCUUCCAGUACUGUAUUAAACCAUGAAAGAAAGCAGAUGUAUUUUUACAUUCUUUUCUUUUACAUAAAAAUUUUAAAAUUCCAAUUUUUAUAAUGUUAGAAUUGAAAACCAGCUGACUGGGUGUAGUAAGGGUGGAAAUACACAUGACAUAGACCUGAGAAGGCUUGGCGUGAAGGCUUUUGCCCAGUUUUGAAUAGUUUGCAUUAAAAAUUAAACUAUUUUUGUUGGAAGAUGCAAAGGAUUUCCUACAAAAAGAAAUCCAUGGAAUGAAAAGGUGGCUCCACCCUGCUGCAGGGGAGGGGCGGGAGGAAGCUUCAGCCGAACCAUUUGGAUACGCCUGUGUCGCUGACUUGACCUCUGUGCCUCCACAAUGGAUUAGGCGAUUUUUGUUGUCAUUUAUUUUGCUCUUUAAGUUUUGAAAUGGUGGCGAAUCAGAAGGCAACAGAAUUCACUGUCACUCAUAGAUUAGGCAGCGCUGGGUCCCUCGGAAGGGUACGAUUGCCAGCAGUGAAGCCUUCCGCUCCUAUGUGGCUUCGCAUCAGUGUGCUGUAAUAACCCGUUGCAGUCGGACACAGAAGCAGUUUCCUGCCAGAUGGAAGAUGGCCUUUCAAAUUUCCGAGAGGAAAAAAGCCAGUGUUGAGGCUUUAAAAUAAGUGAUUCUCCUUUUACUGCAAACUCAUUUUCCCAAUACAAAUGAUUUUGCAUAUAUAGGGAGUAAAGUUCCAUAGACUGCAACAAAAUGAUAUCAGAUUUCAUCUUAUCCUUUUUGUAUUGUGAAACUGGAAACUUUAUGACAUUGUAAAUUAUCAGCUGGUUUUUCUGAAUAUAAAGUGUGAAAACACAGAACAGUAUUUUGAUCUAUUUGAUAAUUUUGUGGGUUUUUUGAUGAAUUAAUGAGCAUGUACAUAGAAAUAGUGACUGCUUGAAUACUGUAUUUACUUGCACUCUUUCAGUACAUCAAGAUUCCUGUAUAUUUUAGAGUAUAAUAAAACACAAAUGUGAGUUGUAUUUAAUGAAUAAUGUAUUUGUAUCUGUGCAUAUUAUCUAAAAAUCUAUAAAGUUUCUAGGGCAUUGACUACUAGAUUUUAAGGAGUUUUUUUUUAAUAUUUACAAAAAUUAUAAAUGUAAUCUUCCAUCUUUUCUUUAUAAUAUAAAGAAGUCAUAAUGAACCCUUCCUAAUUGUUAGUAGUAGGAAGGUGAAUAUGCAUUUUAGACACAGUGGACUGCAUUUUCUAUUGUACCUUUUGAAAAAAAGAAAACUCAAGAGGAUUCUAAAAGUAUAUAUAUAUAUAUAUGUGUGCUUUCUCUUUCCUUUUAGGAAUUCUCUUCUGAAUUCCCUGAGGGAAUUUUCUAGAAUCUCAGAAUUGAAAGAGACCUGAGGUUCAUCCAGUCUAACCUCUUAGCCAGUGCAGGCGUCCCUUCUCCAAGGGUGAUCUUUCCACCUUGAACACUUCCAGUGACUCUACCUCAGCAAGCAGUCCAUUCAGGUGUUGAGCAGCUCUCACUGUUAGAAAGGUCUUCCUUAGCUGGAACUGAAGCCUCCCUCCUGGUAACUUGUGUCUUGGCACUGCUCUGUCCUCGGAGAGAACGUUGGAGGACGGACCUCGUGCCCUCUGCCAUGUCUUCUCUUUCACAGGCUGUCUGACUCCUUCUCUGCUGAAGUGGUUUCCAAAAGGACUCCUUGGACACACUGAGAUUUUCUGUCUGAUGAAAUCCAAGGUGUAGCUAUAAAGUAACGCACUGUUUUUAAUUUAGCCUCACUUAAACCAGAGUUUAGAUUCUGCAUCACUUUCUAUAAAUGAUGCUGUGACUGAAAUGUGUGAAGUGGUUCAUGCAGUUCCAGGCCCACCAGGAAAACGAUUUCAUUGCUUUGUAACUGCAUCUGUGACGGUCUGUCUCCAGCCUGACAGACAACCCGCUUGCUUUGGUCUGCACCUGAUGGGGGAAGUCCCGAGCCCUUGCAGACUGGUGUUUCAGCAUCAGCAGUGUUGUUGGCAUGCGAACGUGGACUGCUUGAUGAACCACCUCAGCACCGCAGUGAAUUCCUUUAUUGUUACACCUUGUGUGUCAGAAGCAGUUAGGCCCUGACCUGUUUACUUUCUUUAACUUCUGCAUGAAGGAUGACAACCGAAAUUUCCGAUGUGUAUUCUAAUAAUACCAGCUUCUGCUCGAAAAUAUUAUGGGGGAAAUGGUGGUACUGGCAAAUACUUCCUUAACAAGGUAUUCAGCUCAAACCGUGCCAUUUAGUUCAGGAAAUCUCAAAAUGUAGCUAUAAAUUCGGGUUUCAUUGGCUUCUACUGGACCUUUUAAAUGAAAUAAAGUUUUUUAAUGCAGUAAA
Ochotona curzoniae (black-lipped pika) is the source of this 7788-nucleotide messenger RNA. It is a transcript of the gene ANKRD28, whose product is annotated as ankyrin repeat domain 28. Bases 1611 to 4874 code for a protein of 1087 amino acids. The record is from RefSeq and is a predicted model, not a curated record. Gene Ontology annotation, cellular component: T-tubule. The transcript is spliced from 28 exons. Gene Ontology annotation, biological process: protein localization to T-tubule; regulation of cardiac muscle contraction. Gene Ontology annotation, molecular function: protein binding. NCBI's taxonomy places the organism in Eukaryota, Metazoa, Chordata, Mammalia, Lagomorpha, Ochotonidae.